AAAAAAAAAAAACAUGGACUAAAAUAAAAAAGUUGAUUCCAAUGUAACCGUAAGUAAAAUAACUACAGUUACCUAAAGUAAGGUUGACACUUCCGUAGUUAUGAAUCCUGACUCUAAAAAAGACAUAAAGAAGACCACAAACGAGCUCUAGCUAAUUUUCUAAGCAAAAGAUGAAGAAAUAGAAUACUGGAAGUCUUAAUGUGAAAAGUAAACUACCGUCAUAACUGAAUUAGAGAUCACAAGUCGUCAAUAAAUAGAAGAUAAUUCUUAAGAAUUAGCUAAAAGAAACGAAGAAAUAGUUCUAUUGAAAAGAAAUCUCGAACAAUUAUAGAACUCAUCUAGUUUCAGAAUUAAAUAAUUGGAAGAACAACUAGCCUUAAAAGAGAAUGAAUUGAAAAAUCUAGGAAAUUUACUCAUAUAAGCAAAAACGGAAAGCGAAAAAAUCAAAGCAACCUAAAGAUAAAACGAAAACAGAAUUUAAGAACUUACUAAAAUCGAAUAAGAUUAUAAAUAGAGAGGAGAUCUUAUUAUAGUCUUGAAUACUUAAAUUACAGAACUUUCCUAAAAAAAUUAAAACCUAGAAUAACUCUUGAAGGAAUCAUAGGCUAAGAAUGCUUAAUACGAAAAUUAACUUUAACUUUUGGUUUCUUAAUUACAAUAAGUAAACAGCGUAGUAGCAAAAAAAGAGUAAGAAACACAUGAUAUUCUUGAAAAGCUUCGCUAAUCCGAAGAAAAAUCAUAAAAGCAAGCCUAAAUGUUAUAAGAAGAGCGUUUAAAAUUGAACACAUAUGAAAAGAAAGUAGAAAAUUUAGAAAAAAGAAUAAAAGAACUCGAACAAAUAAUCUCUAAUAUGAGUUAGGAACUAAAUAAAUUAAAUGAAGAUAAUUCCAAAUAUUCAAGAAAAGCUAAUGAAGAUGAAGUCAGAAUUAAAUAAUUAUAAAUGGAAAUUGAAAGAUUGAAUUAAGUUAUAAAUUAACUCGUUGAAAAAAAUAGGUUUUAUGAAGAAAAAGGAAAAUAAUAAGACUCAACUAUUGCAUAACAUAUUAUCGAAAUUAACAAACUUACUAGUACUGUUAAUACUCAAAAUAUAGAAAUAAAUAGACUCUAGGAACUUCUCAACAGUAGAAAUAAAGAAAAUGAAGACUUAAAGACUUAUAUAGUAUAACUGGAUAGCAAUUGGAAGAAUUCUGAAAGCUAGCUUAUAAGUCUGAGGGCUAAAUAUUCCGAAUUAGAGAGUAGACUAUAGGUUUAAUAGAAUUAAUUGGAAAAUUAUUUAAUUGAAAUUAAUCGUUAUAAGGAAACUAUUGUAACUUUGAAUCAAUAGAAUAUCGAUUGGGAGGCUAGAGUGGCUAUGUUAACUAGUGAAAUUGAAAGACUGAAAGUAUUAUUGUCUAAAAGAGAUGAGUAAAUAAAAGAAUUGGAAGAAAGAUAUAAGAAAUUAGAGUAUGAAUUCAAGAUUAUUAAGGAAAAAAAUCUAGUAUUAAACACAGAAAUCGAUAGAUUGACAAUUUAAGUCGAAGAAGUAGAAGCAGAAAGUGCUGAAUUAAAAUAAUAAGUCUUCACUAUGAAAUAAUUAACUUUCUAAAUUAGUGAUCUACAUCUACUUUUAGUCAAACUUUUCGCAGAAAUAGAAUCUCUUAGGGCUAGAGUCAAAGCCAAAUAAUAAGAAGUUGAUGAUGUUAGAAGAAGUUCUUUAAAAAGCUUUAGAAAUUGAUAAAAAUAAAAAAAUAUUUUAUAUUUUUUUUAUUAUUAUUAAAAAUUUUAAUUUUUUAUUUCUUUAAAAUUAUUAUU
Molecule: messenger RNA, 1791 nt
Organism: Ichthyophthirius multifiliis
Lineage: Eukaryota; Ciliophora; Oligohymenophorea; Hymenostomatida
Exons: 1
Source: RefSeq, a predicted model, not a curated record